Molecule: messenger RNA, 10624 nt
Organism: Lonchura striata (white-rumped munia)
Lineage: Eukaryota; Metazoa; Chordata; Aves; Passeriformes; Estrildidae
Gene: LATS1
Product: large tumor suppressor kinase 1
Biological process (GO): G1/S transition of mitotic cell cycle; positive regulation of apoptotic process; hippo signaling
Cellular component (GO): spindle pole
Molecular function (GO): protein binding; ATP binding; protein serine/threonine kinase activity
Source: RefSeq, a predicted model, not a curated record
CAAACCGAGCGAGUGCACCAAUGUUCCUAGUGUUCAUCUGGUCUCUGGUUCUUCCCAGCUCUGGCUUCUCUGACCAUAUGCAGUUGUGCUUAUGUGCUAAUUUGGGGGUCCAGUUUUCUCCUUAUCCUAUGAAAACUUUUUGCAUUGGAAGUGCAUCCUUUUGGGGAAUUGCUGUUGCAGCUCAAUGGCUUGUUACCUGAAAGAAGAGCUUCCUUUAGUCGGUCUGAACAAGUCCUUACAAACUUAAUUUUAUGAUUUGUGAGGUUUCUGUUACUUUGUUUAUCCCUAGCAAUGAAGCAUUGUGAUUAUGUAUAAGCUCUUACAAUAGGUACAUGAGGGAGGGCACCUACAUACAUUAAUAUGUGAUGUUCAGUACUCAGUUGGCAAUAUGGGCAUUGAAAGUAUUUUUAUAAGGAAAUUUUAUAACUUAUUUUUAUAAGUUAGAUUACAAAGCUGUGUAUUUUUACCCUCAGAAAAUCAUGGGAAUCAUUGACAGUUGCAUGUUGCCAUUCAGAGCAUCACAGGCUGGUUUGGGUUGGAAGGGACCUUAGAGAUAAUCUCUUGUCAGCUCCCUGCCCCUAGACCAAGUUGUUCCAAGCCUCAUCGGGCCUGGCCCUGAACACUUCUGAGCUUUCAUCCAAGCAUUUAUAUAAAUAUAAGUCCAAUCUUUUAUGAUUAUAAUGUAGAAAAAAACAUGAUGGGCGUUCUUUUCCCUUACAGUUUGACCUGUAGAAGAAAAUACUGUAUUCCCAUAUUUUGAAAAGAAGUGAAAGAUUAUUUUUUUCAAUUCCUCAAUUCCUUUAGGGAAGAAAAUUUAAUCAGCAAAAACAGCUGCAUUGACAAACAGAUUAUUUAAGGACACAAAACUACAAGAGGGAAUAGACAUCAGUUCUCUUGGGUACAGUUGGUGUUUGGUACUUAGAAGUACAAAGUUUGGAUACUCACUUGAGAUACUUACUCAACACUCUCUUCCUUUAAAAUGUGUGCCAGUGUCUAUAAGCAGAGGUGACUUUUGAGUUUUGAGAUUUAUAUAUAAAGCAAGGUAAACUCUAGUAAUUCCUGUUCUCUGGAGGACUAAUUUAAUUUGUUUUCUAAGAAUUAAGACUUAGUUUCACAUGUACAUGCUGGUACCCAUCAGUGCUGUCAAAAGGAACAACCCACCAAAAAAUGUUAUUUAUUUGGCUAAGUUCCUUAGCUUGGUUCAUGCUGUCUGUCUGACCUUACAGUUAUGCUGUCUGUGGUAAGUGGUGGGAGAUAAGUGGACUGGCUGGUUUACACUUCUAAACUGCUGCUAAAAAUUUAAGUUGGAGUGCAGCUUUAUUUCCCAAGACUGCUCCUGAUCUAUGAUUUUAGUUUCCUGUUAAUUUAACCUUGAUUUCUCCUAGAGGGUGUUAGAUUUAUCUAUGCCAGCUACCCGAGGUGUAACUAUGAAGUGAAUAUGGAAAUACCAGAUGAAAUUUCUAAAAUAUGUCAGUGCAAAACCCCAUUUUCUCCUGAAUUCCAGGCCUUUGGAAUUUGUUAAAAACUUGUGUAUGGGUAUUUUGUCAAGUUCUUACUUAAUUUUCUUUGGAAAAAGUAUUUUCAAUGUGGUCUUAAAUACGGCAUGUUUGGAAAAUUAUUUUGAAAGUGGCCAAAAUUAAAUUACAUUUUAAUAGCUCUCAUGCUCUACUUUCUGCUGAUUUCUUAAUACUUUGGGCAAUAUUUCACUGUUGAUUAUUAAAAUUCACUCAUGUCUGAUGAUCUCUUCCUUAUUCAGUGAGCACUGAAGAAUUAGAUGCUAUCAGACUGUAUUAAAGAAACAUAUAGCUCCCCAACUACACUCAUUUAAGGUUUCAAAGCUAUCACAGUGCAAAGAAGGCUUGUGGUUGCAGUUAUACCCCUUAAGGUUUAGAAAGUUUCAUAAGAGAAAUUCUGUUAUUUCUAAAAUGGUUCUCCAAGGAGAAUGGGAUUAAGUGGAUAUACCUUCAGUGUUACUUUUUGCAGUCCUUUUUUAUGUAUUACUUCCUAGUUUUCAGGUUUUAUUUAUAUAUAGGUAGCAUGAGUAUUUAAUUCAUAUUAUCUGCAUGUGUUUCAGACGGUUCUUUUUCCUAUUAACUUGUCAUAUUCUUCCUCAAUUGCUUGAUCACUGAUUGGUUUGUGACAGUGCAAGUAUUAUAGAAAUGAAACCUGAAUGAAGAAAGAGUGACUUUAUUGUAGACUGUAAAAUUUUGGUACUUGUUUAAUUUAUGUCUAAUAUCAGAAAUGCUUAGCAACAAGUAGUGAAGGAACACUGUGUUGGGCUUCAACAUUUUUGUUGCCUGUGAAGAAAAGACAGCGCUGAAGCUUUUAGUUUAUCUUGCACUAUCUUAGUAACUGAUCUUCCUCUGUGAAACAGUACGGACUGAAAAAGUUUAAUUCCAUGGUAUUCUAAAGAGGCAAAUGCUCUGCAAUUUCUUCAGUGUUUCACUGUGGUUGCUUUAUCCUUUGCCAUGCAGUUGCAGUAAUAAUUAAUGCCCAGCCUGAACACAGAGAUUUGAGUUCUCUGCACACACAGGGCUCUUUCCCUGAUGAGUCAGCGCCUUCAAAAUGCAAACGUUUUUUAUUUGGCUUUUGGCAGAAAAUUCUGUUUCCCUUACCAAAUGUCAUAGCUAUGCUCUCAGUGAAUUUGAUGCUUGAGUUGUUAAACAAUUUUUCAGUAAAAAAAAAAAAACUGAUAAAAAUUUUCUUUGUUUCUCUUUCUGCUCUCAUUUUCCCUUAUGUAAAAUAAAUUUUAAAAUUACUUAACUAUUGAUGAAGACUGGUUCAAGGAGACUUGAGCUAAGAGACUGUGAAAGCUUCAGAAUCUGAACUGUUAAACAUAUGUAAGUGGCAGAUGAUACAAGAAGUCAUAAAGUUCCAUGUGAUGAGCCAGACAAGUGUUUAGUUUUAAUAAAUGUGACUGCUAGAGAAUGGAUAAAAUCACUGUAAUUACAUGCUCUUACUGGUGAAUUUCUCACUCCCAUCUUUUGCUGGAAUUAGAUGUCAGAAUCAUUGAACAGCAAGGUGAUUUGACCCAUAUCUUGGCUGACUGGGUAGUAGAGUUUGAUCUUCCUAUUACAAAGGUGCUGAUGGGGAGGACAUAGGUGACAGACACAGGAGAGAGGGGAGGCAAAGAAGCAGUGCUGAGUUAGCACACACCAGUGGUUCAUAUCUGCUCCUGAAAGCUUUGUCCACCACACAGAGCUUUUUACUGUGUCUGCAUCCUUUGCAAUUCAGGACUGUUUAGACUUGAGGCGCCUAAAACAUUAGUUGUUAACAGACAGUUAAAAACCCAAUAUGGUUUGUAAAUUAGGCUGAGUAAAGACUGCCUGAAGAAUUUGCUUAGUGUGCUUUUAAUAUCUGAAGGCAGUGCUGCAUGUGAAUGUUUCACUGCCAUCAGUGCUGCAUUGUGUUUUUUUUUUUACUGAUCUGUUAAAUGUGAUUUGUUUUGUUAACAGAAUAGCAGUUUUGGGUUGUGACAAGCUCCAGCAUUACAGGAACCAAGAUUUCACAGUGAAGAGCCACUGCUUUCUCAAGUUCUGACAUCAGCCAGUCUUCCUUGAAUUCUGGUGUGUGCGAGUCCUUGGUGGAGGUUGCAUAUAUACAUGUUUUCAUGAAGAGAAGUGAGAAGCCAGAAGGUUAUAGACAAAUGAGGCCUAAAACUUUUCCUGCCAGUAAUUAUACUGGCAGCAGCCAGCAGAUGCUACAGGAAAUACGAGAGAGCCUCAGGAAUCUGCCUAAACCCUCAGAUGCUGCUAAAGCUGAUCACAGCAUGGGCAAAAUGUUACCUGAAGAUCCUAGACAAGGCCGAAAUCCCCCCAAAUUUGUAACAUAUCAUAAGGUUUUGCAGGAGAUAAGAAACUCACUUCUGCCUUUUGCAAAUGAAGCAACCUCAGCUGUCAAAGGAACAUCAGAAGUUAAUCGACAAAUGCUGCAAGACUUGCAAGCUGCUGGCUUUGAUGAGGAUAUGGUUAUACAAGCUCUUAGACAAACUAACAACCGUAGUAUAGAGGCUGCCAUUGAAUUUAUAAGUAAAAUGAGCUACCAGGAUCCUCGUCGGGAACAGAUGGUUGCAGCAGCAGCAAGACCUGUAAAUGCAGGUAUGAAACCGCCAGCAGGGGCUGUCCAGCAGUCAGUUAACCGCAAGCAGAGCUGGAAGGGUUCUAAGGAGUCCUUGGUUCCUCAGCGGCACGGCCCUUCCCUGGCAGAGGGUGUCAUUUAUCGCUCAGAAAGCCCCAGCUCGCAGCCUGAUGUAGGAAGGCCAUUAUCUGGAUCUGGCAUUGCGGCAUUUGCUCAGGCUCAUCCUGCCAAUGGACAAAGAGUGAAUCCCCCACCUCUACCACAGAUAAGGAGUGUCACUCCUCCUCCUCCUCCUCCUCGGGGGCAGACACCCCCUCCAAGGGGAACUACUCCUCCACCUCCUUCCUGGGAGCCAAAUUCUCAAACAAAGCGGUACUCUGGAAACAUGGAAUAUGUGAUCUCCCGUAUUUCUCCAGUGCCACCAGGAACAUGGCAGGAUGGUUAUCCACCUCCACCUAUGAAUCCUCCUCCUAUGAAUUCAUCCACACAGGGUCAGAGAGGCAUGAAUGCUGUCCCCAUUGGCAGGCAACCAAUAAUCAUGCAGAGUUCUGCCAACAGUAAAUUUAGUUUUCCCUCUGGAAGAGCUGGAAUGCAAAAUGGCAAUUGUCAGUCAGAAUUCAUAGUUCAUCAGAAUGUGGUGUCUGGAAAUUCGGUGAGUCGCCAGCCACCCCCAUACCCAAUGAAUCCAACUAACAGGCAGAGUCCCACAGCACUACAGAUGCAGGCAGGAGGAUCUGCUCCUCCUUCAGCAUACACCAAUGGGAAUAUUCCUCAGGCAAUAAUGGUGCCAAACAGAAAUAGUCACAACCUGGAACUUUACAACACAAAUGUGGCUGGAAUACCUGCAUCCUGGUCACAGCCUUCCCCUGUGCAGCCGCAGUCGUCACCAGGCAAUGGGCACGACUUGCCUGCGUGGCAGCCCAGUAUUCCCGUGCGGUCAAACUCCUUCAACAACCAUCACGGCAGCAGGCAGAGUCACUCUGGCAGCUCCCAGCCUUCUGCCACCACGGUGACAGCCAUAACGCCAGCUCCCAUUCAGCAGCCAGUGAAAAGCAUGCGAGUGUUGAAACCAGAGCUGCAGACUGCCUUGGCACCCACUCACCCUUCCUGGAUGCCACAGCCCGUGCAAACUGUUCAGACCAUUCCCUUCUCCGACAGCCCCUCUACCAAUAUGGCAGUUAUGUCUCCUGUUGCGGAGGCUCCAAAUUACCAGGGUCCCCCACCACCUUACCCUAAACACUUGUUACAUCAGAAUCCUUCUGUCAAUCUGUAUGAGGCAGGACCCAAGCUCAGCAAGGAGGAGCCACCUCCUUUGUCCAGGGAGGAUGAGAAUGAAAAGAGUUAUGAAUGUGUUGAUUCAACAGAUAAAGAAAAGAAACAAAUUACAACCUCACCUGUUCCUGUUAGAAAAAACAAGAAAGAUGAAGAAAGAAGAGAGUCUCGCAUUCAAAGUUAUUCCCCUCAAGCCUUUAAAUUCUUCAUGGAGCAGCAUGUGGAGAAUAUACUCAAAUCACACCAGCAACGUUUGCACCGGAAAAAACAACUAGAGAAUGAAAUGAUGCGGGUUGGAUUGUCACCAGAAGCCCGGGAUCAAAUGAGGAAAAUGUUGUGCCAGAAAGAGUCAAAUUACAUUCGGCUAAGAAGAGCUAAAAUGGACAAAUCAAUGUUUGUAAAAAUUAAAACCCUGGGAGUUGGUGCAUUUGGAGAAGUUUGCCUAGCAAGAAAGGUGGAUACUAAUGCUCUAUAUGCAACAAAGACUCUGAGGAAAAAAGAUGUCUUGCUUAGAAAUCAAGUUGCUCAUGUUAAAGCUGAGCGGGAUAUCCUUGCAGAAGCUGAUAAUGAAUGGGUAGUUCGCCUGUACUAUUCAUUCCAAGAUAAGGACAAUUUGUACUUUGUAAUGGACUACAUUCCAGGAGGUGAUAUGAUGAGUCUCCUAAUUAGAAUGGGCGUCUUCCCAGAAAAUCUGGCACGGUUCUACACAGCAGAGCUGACGUGCGCAGUUGAGAGUGUUCAUAAAAUGGGCUUCAUCCACAGAGAUAUUAAACCUGACAAUAUCUUGAUAGACCGUGAUGGUCAUAUCAAACUGACUGACUUCGGGCUCUGUACUGGUUUUCGAUGGACCCAUGACUCGAAAUACUACCAGAGCGGUGAUCAUGCCCGUCAGGACAGUAUGGAUUUCAGCAGUGAGUGGGGUGACCCAGCAAACUGCAGAUGUGGGGAUCGGCUGAAGCCGCUGGAGCGCAGGGCUGCACGGCAGCACCAGCGCUGCCUGGCCCAUUCCCUGGUGGGCACACCCAACUACAUUGCACCAGAAGUGUUGUUACGAACAGGUUACACACAGUUGUGUGACUGGUGGAGUGUUGGAGUAAUUCUCUUUGAGAUGCUAGUGGGGCAGCCUCCAUUCCUGGCACAAACACCACUGGAAACACAAAUGAAGGUUAUCAACUGGCAAACUGCACUUCAUAUUCCACCUCAGGCUAAAUUGACUCCAGAGGCCUCUGAUCUUAUUAUUAAACUCUGCCGAGGGCCAGAAGAUCGUUUAGGCAAAAAUGGUGCAGAUGAAAUAAAAGCUCAUCCAUUUUUCAAAACAAUUGAUUUUUCAAGCGAUCUACGGAGACAGCCUGCUUUCUACAUUCCCAAAAUUGCUCAUCCUACGGAUACGUCAAACUUUGAUCCAGUUGAUCCAGAUAAAUUGUGGAGUGAUGAUGAUAAGGAGGGGAACAGAAAUGAUACCCUUAAUGGGUGGUACAAAAAUGGAAAACAUCCUGAACAUGCUUUUUAUGAGUUCACCUUUCGAAGGUUUUUUGAUGACAAUGGCUACCCAUACAAUAAUCCAAAGCCCAUUGAGUAUGAGUAUGGUAGUUCCCAAAAUUCAGAACAGCAGUCAGAUGAUGAUGAUGAUGAUGAUGAACAGGCAAGUAGAGUAGUUCAGAGUCGUGAUUUGGUUUAUGUUUAGUAGAGGAAUAAAAGUCAAAAAUGAAAUAAUCAGUUUUGCAGUUGUAGCUUUUGAAAAGUCUCUUCCUUUAAGAGUAUUGAAAGAAGAUUGCUAGGGUAAAUAUGUGCACACUUCUUUUUAAAUGCUAAAAAAAAAUGUUUCUUUAUCUUCCCUCUCUGUACAUUUUGUUUCCCUAGAAUAUAGGGAAAUCCUUCUAAAAAUUAAUUUAUUCCAGUGAUGUUAAUUGUUUAAUUUAGAAGAGAUUUGAUGUGAGGUUAAAAAAAGUCACUUGAAUAUUAUUAUUGGUCCUCUGUACUCUAAGUACUCAAAAUAGGAAAUAGUGAUUUUUCCCCUAAAAUGCCUGGUAUCUAUUUAUACAUAUAGUGAAUAAUUUUAGAGAACAAAUCUCUGCUUCAUAAUUUUUAAUCACAGUUUUUCCAUGCAUUGACCAAAUAUAAAACCUACUUUACACUAAUAAAGUUCUCGGAUACAUUUCUGAAAUGAAAGGCUGCUGUACCCUCACUUCUCACUGUAUUUAGCCUCAUUAUCCACAGUGUUGGAAAAACAGCCACCUCUCUGGUGAAAUGUUUCCAGCUGCUGUGGGAGUGGCCUAGUUCUCAGCUUUGAAACACAAAAGUGUCAGUCUUGACUAUAGUAUGAUCAUAAGAUGAUAAAACAUUAGAACUAGUAUUUUAUUAAAUAGGGAUUGGAUUUGAUAUUAGUAACACUAGCAUGUGACUGGUACUCCUCUCAAAGCAGGACUGCUCACUCAGAAACAACUUGAUUGUCUCUUGUCAUCAGUUCUAUAGAUGUAAGAGGAAAAGAAGCCUUAGAAACACUUUCUGAAAUCUAGUUCAAUUUUCUGACUACAGCCAAACUGUAAAGUGUGUACAGUACUGCUUUAGUUGGGAUUUUUAGUUUGAAAAAUAAAUUUCAGAGUAGUAUUUUUAUGAUAAAUUUGAGAUAGUAAUGGGAAAAGAUUAUAAAUUAUUACUUUUGAGACUUGUAGAGACCCAUUUGCUUUGGCUGGAACAGUUUUCCUUCCAGUUACACAGGCACUGAGAAGGCCUUUGCAUGGCUCUGUCUCAGCUGGCAGUACAGUUUCAAUGCUCUGUCACGGCCUGGUUCAGAACAGAAUUAGGAACUUAGAGCUGUGCCUGCUGCCUUCUGCAUUACUGUUUCCUUAAUUUCCAGCAGCAGAUGCUCAGGUAGCUCCUAGGGUCUCAUGGAGGGUACUGAGCCCAUUGAGGUUUUGUGGAACAGGGAUGGGAACAUCACUUUAAGCAGUUUCACCGAGAUAAGAUCAGGAGUUAAGUGUUGAGAGGCAGAAAGAAUUAUGUUUUUGUCUCUAUCCUCCUUUUCCUUAAAAUAAACACAGUGGUAAAAAAAUGCACUAUUUUUAGUAAACUUAAUGACUUUUGAAACAUUUCUUCUUCCUUGGAAUUGAAUUCCAAUGGAUAAUCUUAUAACAUGGCAUGUAAGCAUUACUGCUUUCCUAAAUUAUUAUUUGUGCCAUUGCACUGGCAUUGCAAGUAUCUAAACAACAUGAAAUUGGUGUUCAUACCUGUUCUUGAAGCAAACAUCAGUUACCAGUUUACUUUUCUCACCAAGCUGGUUUGUUUGCUUAUGGCCAUUUAUUCUCUUUUUGUGCUUGAGUCCAGUGUCUCUUUUUGUGCUACUGCAACUGUCUCUAGUACUGUCCUACAUACUGGCUCACUGAAGAAAGUGCUUGUCGGUUAGCAUUUGGAAUUUCCUUUCUUGUGAGUGUAGUCAUUUGAGUGAUCCAGUUUCUAGUGUGGUCCAAAAAUGAUUUAUAUUGACAUAACUGAGGAAACUGCAGCAGCUUGGCAGUGAGGAAGUUUCUUAAACGUACUUUGUCACAGAAGAAAGUGUUUGUGGAAGUUUGCCCCUCUACUGUGAAGCAUUUAUAAUGGUUAGAAGAUGGUUAUGAGAAGUUUUCUCAAAGAAGUUGUUAGUUGCUUACUAUAACGAAAAUGAGUUUGCAGCUUAAUAAAACAGUCCUGUUCUGCCUUUCCCACAGCUGUUGAAAUAGAGUAGCUUUUAAGAUUAAUUUCAUUUAGCUUAAUUAUUAUAAAAUGGUUGCAGUGCAUAACUACUCCAUUUUAUAUAUUAUGUAAAAAAGAUUGCUUUUCAUGUAAAUAAACUUUAAAGAUUAUCCUCCUUCUUAGUAAGUAUCCCAGUAAAACUGGUCUACUUGUCUUGGAGCAAAGUAUAAUAUAUUGCUGGUUAAAGGUAAUUUAAUCAAGCCUCUGCUUCACCAUUUUUGAAGUGUGCAGAGAAAAUAAUGUCAAUUCAUUAAAUUGACUCUUAAAAUUGCCUUUUCAUCUGAGUAUAUUUCUCCUCUGCCUGCACUAUAGUAUACGAUGGUGUAUUCCUGUUUAAUACUAUUACUGAUCCUAGGCAAUUUAAAAAUAAUUCUAAAAAAGAAUAAAUAAGUGUCCUGUAAAGGCACCAUUGGUCUAAAAAGAAAAACCAAUUGCUUUUAUUAAAGGAAAUUAUUGAUUGUUUUAAGGACAUGCGCAGGUACUGAAAUACUAAAUACUCUUUUGCCUUUUUUAAACAAAUACAGGAAGUGCUCAUAACUUUAGAAUUUGGUAGAUGCUUCUGGCAUUUUCUAAUAUCAUGUGUUAGAAGUUCCUUGUUUGCAUUUUGCCACCUGUAUGCUGCAGUGUUACGUGUUUCCUUGCAAGAAGUUACAGUCCGGGUUCUUCUCUGAGAAAGUUAGUUACACAUGAAUGUUGUCACAACUCUCCAGCAUGCUCUGCUUUACCUAUGUUUUGAAACUUGACAUAGAUUCAGAGUCUGUUGAGAUUCUUCAUAUUUGCUGCUUAAAACAUGGGUGUUUCACUGGUGACCUACAAUGGGGAUUGGUUUAUACAGGCAGUGGAGAAGAGAGGCUCCUAGCCAGCAGUUGUGGAGUUCUGCAGUAAGUUUUAGUUCAGGUUACCUUUACUUUGUAAAGCAUGAAAACAAGUUUCUCUUUUAUGUGUCCUUGUAUACAUAUUAAUUGUAUUUAUAAAAUGUUCUAUAAUCCUAUAACUUGUACUGUAAAUAGUAUAUGAUAUUCAGUGGCAUUCUAUCCUCGGGCAGGCCCUCUUGCUGUAUCUUUUCUAUUUUCAAUUUGUAAUAGAAUCUAUAGAAUUUUUGUCUUAGAAAGUCUCUUUGAGACUGAUGUAUCUUCCGCUGGUGCAAAAACUGUGAGUGGGAAUGAUUUAUUUAGACUCCUUUUAAUAUUAUUCAGCUGAUAGGCAGUGCAGUGGGUGGGUUCUUAGAUUAUGCUGCUGUCACUGAAGAUACUAUUAGGCUUUUGUUUCAGAUGUUGUGGGUGUUUCAGAUCAGAACUUAAAAUCUGUUUGCUUUAUUUCAGCCAAAGCAAAAAAGAUAAUGAAUUGGGUCAAUGUCAUACUAAAAUGUUUUGAAUGCCUUAAGAUGGUCAUGAUAAAGGCACUAUUCAAGUUUACUGAUUUAUAUAUAUCUAUAUAGAUAUAUAUAGACAUAUUCUGUGUGUAUAUGUAUAUAUAAUGUCCUUUUUGUAUUAUAAGACUGUCAGUUCUUUGGAGUCUUCUAUUAAAUACAUAGACCAUCCCACAA